Molecule: messenger RNA, 1569 nt
Organism: Metopolophium dirhodum (rose-grain aphid)
Lineage: Eukaryota; Metazoa; Arthropoda; Insecta; Hemiptera; Aphididae
Product: lactosylceramide 4-alpha-galactosyltransferase-like
Exons: 4
Coding region: 472-1530 (352 amino acids)
Biological process (GO): glycosphingolipid biosynthetic process
Molecular function (GO): alpha-1,4-N-acetylgalactosaminyltransferase activity
Source: RefSeq, a predicted model, not a curated record
UAUAAGGCUUGCGAAUCGCGCGUAGCGCACAACUAGAGUUAAAUAUUGAAUAUAUUAUAAAAUUUAAUGUGUAACGAUUUUUAGAUUCGUUGAUUUUUGUAAGCUAUGAUAUAAAUCAUUGCCUAGUAUGAUAUUAAUAUAUCGUCUAACAAUACUUAGCUUUUAAUUUCAACAACAGAGUUAUGCAUUAAUCAUUAAUUGUUUGUGCUCAGUUAUUAGAGUGGCAUAUGUAUUAGGUAACUGAAAUAAUUGAUGUCGCAUGAUAUACUACCGAUAAAAUGCAUUUACUGUUAGAAAAACCUCGUUUGGAUUUUCAAGUUGCAAUUCAAAAUAAAGAAAGCUAGAAUCUCUAAUAUUUUUUAAACUAUUUCAUACUGAAUAAAUGUCAAAAUCUCAUAUUUUUUUCUCAGUUAAAAAAAUUUAGAAUAUAAAUUAUUUUUAUAACAAUUUUAAAAAUAUUAUUAAUUUAAAAUGUUGUGCUGGCCAUAUUUAAAAAGAAAUAUAAUUUUUCGUAUUAUAUUUUUACUACUUAUUUCUUUAGUAAUUGUGUAUAAUUUAAAUUUUCUUAGUAGUAUUGACCAAUUCUUAAAUUCAUCACAAAAACAUUUAAUUUCUUGUUACUUUGAAGAAAAACAUGAUAAUUCUUUACUUGAAUUAAAUCCUGAAGAAGUAACAAAGAAUAGUAUAUUUUUUGUUGAAACAUCAUGUAACCAUAAAAAAGGAAUUAAUUUAAGUCUGAGACAAGGCUGUGCUAUAGAAUCUGCAGCAAAUUUAAAUCCUAAUUUAAAUAUAUUUGUUUUAUUUGUUGCUCCUAGUUUCAUAAGCGAUGAAUCUGAAAUUAUUAAUAGAUUUAAAAUUUAUUCAAAUGUUAAUUUAAGGUACAUAAAUUUUGUAAAAUAUUCUCAUAAUACUCCUUUACAAGACUUUGUGGCCUCAAACACCAUAGCCACAAGUCAAUGGCCAGUUUCUCAUGCAAGUGACUUAUUGAGAUUCUUAACAUUGUGGAAAUUUGGAGGGACUUAUUUGGACCUAGAUGUAGUUCUGAUGAAAUCUUUGGAGGGCCUAUCAAAUUUCGCAAGUAUUGAAUCAAACACAUCAGUUGCCUCACUUGUAUUGAACUUUGAUGUCGAUAAAAUUGGAAGAACAGUUUCAAAUACUUCAAUCAGUGAUUUUGCUUCUAAUUAUUAUGCAAAUGAUUGGGGGUAUAAUGGUCCUGGUGUUAUUACCAGAACACUUGAAAAAAUCUGUAAUACAAAUCUGGUAACUGAUAUGAAUAAGCAAAAGUGUCAAGGAUUUAUGGUUUUUGGGACAGAAGCAUUUUGUCCAAUAGGUUGGACUGAUUGGAGGCUAUACUUUAAUACAAACACUAGCGAUGAAGUAAUGGUUAAACUUAAAGAUAGUAUUGGUAUUCAUGUAUGGAAUUUACAUAGUAAACACACAGCUAUUAAUAUAGGUUCAAAACAGCCAUAUGGUUUAGUUGCAGAAAAAUAUUGUCCAGUUAUUUUUUCUAUGGCAAAGUCUGUAUUUUAAUUAAUUAUAAGUAGUAAUUAAACAAAAGCAAAUCCAGAA